Propithecus coquereli (Coquerel's sifaka) is the source of this 588-nucleotide messenger RNA. Its product is annotated as serum amyloid A-3 protein-like. The coding region runs from base 82 to 450 and encodes 122 amino acids. The transcript has 4 exons. Gene Ontology annotation, cellular component: extracellular region. Lineage: Eukaryota; Metazoa; Chordata; Mammalia; Primates; Indriidae. The record is from RefSeq and is a predicted model, not a curated record.
ACCAGCCACAUCUCUCCAGCAGGCGGCAUCAGUAGCUCAGCUUCACCGGAGGCCUCAGCAGGAACGAACAGCCAAAGCAGGAUGAAGCUUUCUAUUGGCAUCAUUUUCUUUUGCCUGGUCCUGGGCGUCAGCAGCCAAGGAUGGUUAUCAUUCAUCAGGGAAGCUGGACAAGGGACUAAAGACAUGUGGAGAGCCUACUCUGACAUGAGAGAAGCCAAUUUCAAAAAUUCAGACAAAUACUUCCACGCUCGGGGGAACUAUGAUGCUGCCCAAAGAGGGCCUGGAGGUGCCUGGGCUGCUAAAGUCAUCAGCGACGCCAGAGAGGGUAUCCAGAGACUCACGGGCCACGGAGCGGAAGACUCGAGGGCUGACCAGGCUGCCAACAGAUGGGGCCGGAGUGGCAAAGACCCCAAUCACUUCAGACCCAAAGGCCUGCCUAGCAAGUACUGAGCUUCCUCUUCUCUCUGCUCUCAGGGACUGGGCUGUGGGCCCCUGUGGGCAAGGACAUUUUUUGAACUAGAGCUAUUGAAUUCUGUAUCCCCAGAAAAGUACACAUAAAAUUGCUUAAUAAAUUCUUGUGCAAUCCAA